Messenger RNA from Aspergillus brunneoviolaceus CBS 621.78, 1548 nucleotides. RefSeq names its product putative pantetheine-phosphate adenylyltransferase. Gene Ontology annotation, biological process: coenzyme A biosynthetic process. Bases 210 to 1427 code for a protein of 405 amino acids. The transcript has a single exon. Gene Ontology annotation, molecular function: dephospho-CoA kinase activity. The record is from RefSeq and is a predicted model, not a curated record. NCBI's taxonomy places the organism in Eukaryota, Fungi, Ascomycota, Eurotiomycetes, Eurotiales, Aspergillaceae.
CUACUGAGUACUUCACCUGGCAGCUGAAUACUACUUACUCCCUUUUCGACUCAGCAGAAACGUCCGACUGCCAUCGGGUCGUCUGUGGUUUUGGGUCUGCUGUCAGUUUGGCUUCUGAUUUACCUGCUACUCUCCAGCUAUUCUAUCCAUAAUCGCAAUUGCUACAGACAACCAAUACUGACAGUCAUUCCCCCGCAUAUCAGUACAACAUGGCUUCCGAACCGACCUCGGCCCUGCUGCUGCUGCCACCUCCGCCAGCGGCCGACUUUGACCAACUUAAGUCUGCAUACGAGGCUACUCUGUCAACUGUCUGCUCUAGCCUUCAUCUCAAGCUGGACGGGUCCGACCGCGUGGCUCCUCUCGAUGUUGCACUAUCCCUACCAGGCUUGCUCGCCCCUUCCUGCCGACCCCGCACUAGAGCGUUUGCAAGCCUGCAGUCGAUUCUUGAAGGCAUAUACCGGUUGAUUGGGAUUGUAUGUAUUGAACACAAGAUCGAGUUGGAUAUGCCUGGAGGUAUCGAUGCACGGGUCAUACUCCUCGACUAUGAUCUGUCUCGAAGCCCGGAAAGCAUUCCAGCAGUUCCGCGCGAUGGCCCGAUCGUCGACCUGCGGACUCUGGCUAGGUCAGGACGACCAUGGAAGUCAAUUUACUACCCUGAUAAUCAGAUAGGACAGGAUCUGGCCGCAGCCUUCAGUAGCUUCUAUUCUCCGGUGGCGGAUUCUAAACUUCCCGACUCUGGUUCAUUACAUGCCAUCCCAGACGCACCUCACUGGACUCCAUCAGAAUAUCUUGUGACCCUAGGCGAUCUCCACGAAGCCACGUCGCCCUACACAGUCGCUGUGGGGGGCACGUUCGACCACUUCCACAUUGGACACAAACUAUUACUGACCGCAACAGCACUUGUCCUACAGCCCGUGGAGGAUGCUGAUGCGGGGAGGGAACGAGUCCUCGUCGUGGGAGUGACCGGCGAUGAGUUGUUGGUAAAGAAAAAGUAUCCCGAAUUCUUGGAAAGCUGGGAAGAACGCAGCCAUAGCACGGGUGCCUUCUUGACUGCCAUCAUGAAUUUCCGUGCUUCCGGACCCAGUGGAUCUCAGCUUGAAGAGGCCCCGGAGCCGGGUUCUGAUGGGAAGUACAUCCUCAUGAAGUUACGGCCCGAUCUAGUUUUCAAAUUGGUGGAGAUCAAGGAUCCAUUUGGUCCUACCAUCACUGAUGAGAGCAUUGGCGCCCUUGUGGUCUCUAAGGAGACUCGGUCGGGCGGCGCUGCAGUCAAUGAUGCACGGACGAAGAAAGGAUGGGCACCGUUGGCUGUUUUCGAGGUCGAUGUCCUGCAUACAACGGAGGUGCCUCCCGAUGACGCGGAGGACUUUGCAUCCAAGAUAAGCAGCACGGAUAUCAGGCGGCGGCGGAUGGAGAAGGCUUUGCAAUGAUUGAUUGGCGCGAAAGUUCCCGAGAUGCGCGAUCUCGAUGCGGGAAAUUAGUGGUGAUCUGAGCCAAUCGUACAAGCAAAGGUCUGUUCGACAACAACGAUGAUGAGGUCUAGAUGGCCUU